This is a messenger RNA of Gavia stellata (red-throated loon), 1779 nucleotides long. It is a transcript of the gene ESR1, whose product is annotated as estrogen receptor 1. Gene Ontology annotation, molecular function: sequence-specific DNA binding; steroid binding; nuclear estrogen receptor activity. Gene Ontology annotation, biological process: steroid hormone receptor signaling pathway; regulation of DNA-templated transcription. Bases 16 to 1779 code for a protein of 587 amino acids. NCBI's taxonomy places the organism in Eukaryota, Metazoa, Chordata, Aves, Gaviiformes, Gaviidae. The transcript is spliced from 8 exons. Gene Ontology annotation, cellular component: nucleus. The record is from RefSeq and is a predicted model, not a curated record.
CCAUUAGCACUGACCAUGACCCUUCACACCAAAACCUCUGGAGUUACCCUGCUGCACCAGAUUCAAGGCACUGAACUGGAGACACUGAGCAGACCUCAGCUGAAGAUUCCCCUGGAAAGAUCGCUCAGCGACAUGUACGUGGAGAGCAACAAGACAGGAGUUUUCAACUACCCAGAAGGAGCCACUUACGAUUUUGGUACUACGGCUCCAGUGUACAGCUCUACUACUCUCAGUUAUGCCCCUACUUCUGAAUCUUUUGGGUCCAGCAGUCUGGCAGGAUUUCACUCACUGAACAAUGUCCCACCAAGCCCAGUCGUGUUCUUGCAAACGGCACCCCAGCUCUCACCCUUCAUCCACCAUCACAGCCAACAGGUACCCUAUUACCUUGAAAAUGAACAGGGCAGCUUUGGGAUGAGGGAAGCUGCUCCUCCAGCCUUCUACAGGCCAAGCUCUGAUAACAGGCGCCACAGCAUCCGGGAGAGGAUGUCCAGUACCAAUGAGAAAGGGAGCCUGUCCAUGGAGUCCACCAAGGAGACCCGGUACUGUGCUGUCUGCAACGACUACGCUUCAGGCUACCAUUAUGGGGUCUGGUCUUGUGAGGGCUGCAAAGCUUUUUUCAAAAGGAGUAUUCAAGGGCACAAUGACUACAUGUGUCCUGCUACUAACCAGUGCACCAUUGACAAGAACAGAAGAAAGAGUUGCCAGGCUUGCCGACUACGAAAAUGCUAUGAAGUGGGAAUGAUGAAAGGUGGAAUCCGGAAAGACCGCAGAGGUGGGCGAAUGAUGAAACAAAAACGUCAAAGAGAGGAGCAGGAUUCCAGGAAUGGGGAGGCUUCUUCUACGGAGCUGCGAGCUCCUACCCUUUGGACAAGUCCACUGGUGGUUAAACAUAACAAGAAGAACAGUCCAGCCCUGUCCCUGACAGCAGAACAGAUGGUCAGUGCCUUGCUGGAAGCUGAGCCACCCAUAGUUUAUUCUGAAUAUGACCCAAAUAGACCAUUCAGCGAAGCCUCUAUGAUGACCCUGUUGACCAACCUUGCAGACAGAGAAUUAGUGCACAUGAUCAACUGGGCAAAGAGAGUUCCAGGAUUUGUGGAUUUAACACUCCAUGAUCAGGUCCAUCUACUGGAAUGUGCCUGGUUAGAGAUACUGAUGAUUGGCUUAGUCUGGCGCUCCAUGGAACACCCAGGAAAGCUUUUAUUUGCACCUAACCUAUUAUUGGACAGGAAUCAAGGGAAAUGUGUAGAGGGCAUGGUGGAAAUCUUUGACAUGCUGCUGGCUACUGCUGCUCGGUUUCGCAUGAUGAACCUUCAAGGGGAGGAAUUUGUGUGCCUUAAGUCCAUCAUCCUGCUCAAUUCUGGUGUGUACACUUUUCUUUCCAGCACCUUGAAAUCUCUGGAAGAGAGAGACUAUAUUCACCGUGUUCUGGACAAAAUCACAGACACUCUGAUACACUUAAUGGCUAAGUCGGGUCUUUCUCUGCAGCAGCAACACAGACGACUGGCUCAGCUCCUCCUCAUCCUCUCUCACAUCAGACACAUGAGCAACAAAGGAAUGGAGCACCUGUACAACAUGAAAUGUAAAAAUGUAGUUCCACUCUAUGAUCUCUUGCUGGAGAUGCUGGACGCUCACCGACUGCAUGCCCCAGCAGCCAGGAGUUCUGCACCGAUGGAAGAGGAGAACCGGAGCCAGCUGACAACUGCAUCAGCUUCAUCUCAUUCCUUACAGUCUUUUUAUAUAAACAGCAAAGAGGAGGAGAAUAUGCAGAAUACAAUAUAA